Messenger RNA from Olea europaea var. sylvestris, 1492 nucleotides. Its product is annotated as lysine histidine transporter 1-like. The record is from RefSeq and is a predicted model, not a curated record. Gene Ontology annotation, cellular component: plasma membrane. The transcript is spliced from 8 exons. Bases 140 to 1492 code for a protein of 450 amino acids. NCBI's taxonomy places the organism in Eukaryota, Viridiplantae, Streptophyta, Magnoliopsida, Lamiales, Oleaceae.
AUUUUGAUGAAUAAUACAUUACCUUGAAUAGGAGGUUGAUGAACGAGAUGCACAAGAGAAAGCGAUAGACGAAUGGCUUCCAAUAACUUCUGCUAGGGGUGCAAAAUGGUGGUAUUCAGCUUUCCACAAUGUUACGGCAAUGGUUGGAGCUGGAAUUCUCAUUCUCCCUCAUGCCAUGUCACAACUAGGAUGGGGCCCUGGAGUGGGUGUACUCGUAAUGUCUUGGAUUAUCACUUUAUACACUCUAUGGCAAAUGGUUGAAAUGCAUGAAAUGGUUCCUGGGAAACGUUUCGACAGAUACCAUGAACUUGGACAACACGCAUUUGGUGAAAAACUUGGUCUUUACAUUGUAAUACCUUUACAGCUAAUUGUUGAAGUUGGUGUAGGCAUAGUUUACAUGGUUACAGGAGGGAGUUCUUUGCAGAGGUUUCAUCAAUUAGUGUGCGAACAUUGCAAGGAGAUUAAGCUAACCUAUUUUAUCAUGAUCUUCGCCUCUGUUCAAUUUGUGUUGUCUCAUCUUCCGAACUUCGAUUCCAUCUCUGGAGUGUCUUUGGCUGCAGCUAUCAUGUCCUUGAGUUACUCAACUAUUGCUUGGGGGGCAUCACUGAAAAGGGGCGUAAAAUCAGACGUGCAAUACGGCUAUAAAUCUAAAACCACAGCAGGAACUGUUUUCAACUUCUUCAAUUCCUUGGGUAGCAUUGCUUUUGCUUAUGCUGGUCAUAAUGUGGUCUUGGAGAUUCAAGCUACAAUGCCUUCUACACCAAAGAAGCCAUCUAAGGGACCUAUGUGGAAAGGGGUGAUUGCAGCUUAUGUAGCCGUUGCAAUCUGCUACUUCCCCGUGGCUCUUAUCGGGUAUUGGAUUUUUGGGAAUGAGGUCGAUGAGAACAUUUUUAAGUCUUUAGAAAAGCCCGUGUGGUUAAUUGCCAUGGCUAACUUGUCUGUUGUCGUUCAUCUCAUUGGGAGUUACCAGAUUUAUACAAUGCCAGUUUUCGAUAUGAUAGAAUAUUUACUCGUGAAAAUACUGAAAUUCAAGCCUAGUUGGAUGUUGCGAUCUGUUUCGAGGAAUAUUUACGUUGCAUUUACCAUGUUUAUUGGAAUUACCUUACCUUUCUUCGGUGGGCUUCUCGGGUUUUUUGGUGGAUUUGCUUUUGCCUCAACUACUUACGAUUAUCAACAUCAAGAAGAUUCUGAAGUUGAAUCUAAUUCAAAUUUAUCCUCUUUCUCUAAUCAAAGUAAAGAACUUUGUCGUUUUAAAUCUAUAAAUAGUCUUACCAAAGAAGGAGAACUUAUUAAAGAGAUUGUUGAUCAAACUAAUGAUCCACAACUCAAAAAUAAGUUCAGUACUCUUUUGCCUUCAAAAUCUACUACUUCUAAACGUUUUAAUAUAGGUUUAUCCUCAUCUGAUUCCUCUGAUGACGAUUAUACUCUUCAUCAAAAUUCUCAAUUUGAAGAAGAAGAGGAGCUAAUCAAAAUUGUAUCAGGGAAGGACUGA